GAUUGGCUUUUCUUUAUUCUCCUUUUUUUAUUUAUUUAUUUUUUUACAGACAUGUUGGACGUUGACGAAAUCCCUGAAAAACCUAAUGUAAACACAUUCAAUAGCGUAUUAUCUGGUUUAGUUGGUGGUUUAGCAGGUUUAGCCGUUGGACAUCCAUUUGUCAAAGUUAGAUUACAAUCUCGAGAACUAGCUUCUCGAUACAAAGGAACAUGGAAUUGCUUUGUUACUACAGUACGACAAGAAAAGUUUUUUGGUUUAUAUAAAGGAAUGGCAGGUGUUGCUGGCGUAAAUGCACUUGUGUUUGGAUCUUAUACCUGGUUAAUUGAAUUUCAACAGAAACACAGUCCUUUAUCUCAAGAUGCUAAAUUACCGCCUUUACAGAAUGUCUUUUUUGCAGGGAUGGGUGCUGGUGUUAUUACAAGCCUCGUCACAUGUCCUAUGGAACUUGUCAAGGUCCAACUACAGAACCAAACGCAUACAACUACGAUAAAGGGGCCUAUUGACUGCCUCAAACAACUUUAUGCAGUAGGCGGAAUAAAGUAUUGCUUUAAAGGAAUGUUACCUACCACACUACGGGAACUUAGCUUUGGUCCUUAUUUCUUAUCCUAUGAAUUUAUUUGCAGAGCACUUACUUUGAGUGAUCCAGCAAGUAAAGAUAAUGACACAUAUGAAUUAUCUGGAUCCAAAAUAAUUUUGGCAGGCGGUUCUGCUGGUAUUAUUGCUUGGUGUUCUACUUAUUUUGCAGAUGUUGUCAAGACAAGAAUACAAUCUGAGCCAGACAGAUACAAGGGAUUCUUUGAUUGUAUCAAGCGAUCUUAUCACCAUGAAGGUUGGCGUAUCUUUUUCAGAGGAUUGACGCCUACUAUUUUAAGGGCUUUUCCUUCGAAUGCUGCUACAUUUGCUGCUUAUACUUGGACAAUGAAGAUGUUUCAACCAAAACAACUAGCAACGAGAAGUCAUGAAGAAGCAGCACUUCUAUAAACCGAUUGCUACACACGAAAGAAAAAGGACCAACCAACUUUAUACGAUAAUAAGCACUCGUAGCAACAUAUCGAAUUGUAUACCCAUAAGUUAGAAAUGACUUGUGAAGUUACUCUUUUAAAAAGAAAAUCAAGUUAUAUACAUGUAUACUGAAUAAACCCAUUGAACUUAAAGCAACAUGCUUCGAGCAUGUUUUGCUCUUUUUAAAAAUCAC
Gilbertella persicaria is the source of this 1195-nucleotide messenger RNA. RefSeq names its product mitochondrial carrier domain-containing protein. The record is from RefSeq and is a predicted model, not a curated record. Gene Ontology annotation, molecular function: transmembrane transporter activity. Gene Ontology annotation, biological process: transport. The transcript has 8 exons. Gene Ontology annotation, cellular component: mitochondrion. Bases 52 to 981 code for a protein of 309 amino acids. Lineage: Eukaryota; Fungi; Mucoromycota; Mucoromycetes; Mucorales; Choanephoraceae.